This is a messenger RNA of Notothenia coriiceps (black rockcod), 1356 nucleotides long. RefSeq names its product calphotin-like. Lineage: Eukaryota; Metazoa; Chordata; Actinopteri; Perciformes; Nototheniidae. The transcript is spliced from 2 exons. The annotation marks the transcript as partial. The record is from RefSeq and is a predicted model, not a curated record.
UAGGCUGAGAGCUGGAGUACUCUGAGGAGAGCGCCUGCAGCUGCAGCCUUUAGCACAAAAUCCGGGGGUUCCAAGAAGUCGACAAAAAAGAAAAACUCAGACAAAGACCAGGCUAAAACAUUCUUUGAUUUAGAGAAACUUGUCCAGCACAAGUCAUAUGACCUUCCAAAGAAAGAAGUUUCUCCAGCAGCAGCUGUUGCAGAAGCUGUUGCUAAAGCAGCUGCAGGUCCCCCCCCCGCUGCUGCCGCACUUGAGGCUGUGGCAACCACCCCGGUGGUAGAAGCUGCGGCGCCCGUGGUAGAAGCUGCGGCGCCCGUGGUAGAAGCUGCGGCGCCCGUGUUAGAAGCUGCGGUGCCCGUGGUAGAAGCUGCGGCGCCCGUGGUAGAAGCUGCGCCGGUAGUUGAGGCUGUCGCCGAAGCGGCGCCCGUGGUUGAAGCCGUGGUCGAGGCUGUGGUCGAAGCUGUCGCCGAAGCGGUGCCCGUGGUCGAAGCUAUCGCCGAAGCGGCGCCCGUGGUUGAAGCCGUGGUCGAAGCUGUCGCCGAAGCGGCGCCCGUGGUCGAAGCUGUCACCGAAGCAAGUCCCGUGGUCGAAGCUGCGCCCAUGGUGGAGGCUGUCUCAGAAGUAAUUGUAGAGGCUGUGCCAGCGGCUGAAGCUGCCGCCCCAGUGGUUGAAGCUGCUGCAGCAACAGAACCUGCUGCUAAAGUUCCUGUUGAAGCUGCCCCAGUAGAAGCUGCUCCAGGGCCCGUGGCUGAAGCUGCGCCUGUAGAAGCUGAAGCUGCGCCUGUAGAAGCUGAAGCUGCGCCUGUAGAAGCUGAAACUGCCACAGUUGAAGCUGCUCCAGAGCCUGUGGCUAAAGCUGCCCCUGUUGAAGCUGAAGGUUCUGUCCCUGUGGAGGGAACAGAGGAGCUGGUGGACCCGGUUCCAGUCGUAGCUGAAGCUGCAGGAGAGGAGCUGCAGGUGGAGGCCCCAGCUGAACCAGUUGAACCGUUUAAGGGUACACAUUACAACCUCCCCCUCUCACAAAAUCCUUCUCUUUUCCUCUGUGGACCCUGGAGUCAACCGGCUGUCAGUUUCAUCACCAUUUCUAGGACUAUACAAUAGUCGUUUGUGAUGAGCGUAAGGAUAAACUGUAAAGAUACGGGACAUCACAAAUUCACUUAUUUUGUUCUAGCCUAGCACAGGUUGUUCCAUAUAGUCCUUAGUAUUAGUUGAUCGAUUUUCAGCCCAUAUCCCUUAAACACUGCCUUCCUGUUUCUCAUGUCUUGACUUCUGGGUCAUCUUUCAUGUAGCUGUAGUUCAACUCCAUAGGCGCAUUCACACCGCAGUACUUUUCCCACUUUAGUUCAUCAGAACUAA